AUGGCUGCCCCUCCCACGACGGGCCCUCCCACGACGGGCCCUCCCACGGCGGGCCCUCCUAUGGCCGGCCCUCCCAUGGAUCCGGCGUUGUCCGCCGAGGACACCGCAUGGGUGGUGAUUACCGUAUCCGCGAUUACGAUGACGAUGGCGAUGCUGACGCUGGGCGCGCGAGUCUAUACGCGAGCGGUCAUUGUGAAGCAGUUUGGCGCCGAUGACUACGGUGCCGUGGCGGCGGGUGUGUCGCUCCUCUUGUGUGGCAUCUUUGUGUGCUUGAACACCAAAAACGGCCUCGGCAAGCACAUGUGGACACUCUCGCCUCCAGAAAUCGUCGAGUACUUUCGGUACUUUUUCCUGUCCCUUGUCUGGUACAACGUGACGCUCGUCGUCGUCAAGCUCUCCUUCCUCGCCCAGUACUACCGCGUCUUUUCCAUCCCCAGCAUCCGCCGCAUCAUCAUCGGCUUCAUGUUUGUCGUGGGCGCCUGGAGCCUGUCGCAGGUCUUCAUCACCAUCUGGGGCUGCUCGCCCGUGGCCAAGUUCUGGGACCAGGCGCUGCCGGGCCGCUGCCUGGCCCUCUUCCCGCAGAUGUACAUCAACGCCGCCGGCAACAUUGCCAGCGACGUGGCCAUCUUCUGCCUGCCCAUCCCCAUCCUCAAGAGCCUCAACCUCCGCCGCCAGCAAAAGGUGCUGGUCAUGGCCAUCUUCGGCCUCGGCUUCUUCACCUGCGCCAUCUCCGUCGUCCGCAUCAAGUACCUCCAGCAGGCCGUCGACCUCAGCUGGCAGAACGUCGCCGCCUCCUGCUGGUCCGUCGGCGAGCUGUCCUCGGCCGUCACCUGCCUCUGCCUGCCCACGCUCAAGCCGCUCGUCCAGCAGGUGCUCCCGCACCUCGUGGGCGGCUCGUCGUCCGGCAAGUCGUCUGGCCACAGCGGCCACUCCGGCCACGCCGGCCCCGGCAGCGGCAGCGCAGGCGCCGUCCACGGCCACUCGUCCCGCGGCUACCGCAAGCACAGCGAGGGCGGCGGCAGCAGCAUCACGGCGUCGCAGACCACCGACAGCCAGGAGGCCGUCCGGACCAGCCGCCGCGUGAGCCGGUCGGGCGCCGCCGCCCUGGCGACGGCCAUGACGACCGAGAGCCAGGAUGAGCUGUACCGCGUCGACGACAUGGAGCUGAGCAUCAGCAGCAGCCACGGCAGCUUCGGUCCCGAAGGAAAGGGGAGCCACGACGUCGAGGCAGCCGCAGGCCUCCACCAGCAUCACGGCAUCGACGCCGACCACACCGCCGACACGGCGCCAACGACGCCCGUGUCCGACCGCCGCGACACCCUGCUCGGCCUGUGGACGACGGUGCGCACAGACAUUGGGGCCACCCCGAGCCAGGUCCCGGUCCCCUUGUUCGGCGACAGCCGCGGGACGCACCAGCAGAUCCAGGUCACGCGGGACGUCACGACACGGUCGAUGCCACGCCGGCUGUGA
Molecule: messenger RNA, 1470 nt
Organism: Sporothrix brasiliensis 5110
Lineage: Eukaryota; Fungi; Ascomycota; Sordariomycetes; Ophiostomatales; Ophiostomataceae
Exons: 3
Coding region: 1-1470 (489 amino acids)
Source: RefSeq, a predicted model, not a curated record